Messenger RNA from Williopsis jadinii, 237 nucleotides. RefSeq names its product Vts1p (gene VTS1). Gene Ontology annotation, molecular function: mRNA binding; protein binding; translation repressor activity. Gene Ontology annotation, cellular component: P-body. Gene Ontology annotation, biological process: nuclear-transcribed mRNA poly(A) tail shortening. NCBI's taxonomy places the organism in Eukaryota, Fungi, Ascomycota, Saccharomycetes, Phaffomycetales, Wickerhamomycetaceae. The record is from RefSeq and is a predicted model, not a curated record.
GCGGUCAAUGCUAAGCAAAUCACCAGUCUAAAGUUGUUGAACGACAUACCUGCAUGGUUGAAGACUUUGAGAUUGCACAAAUAUACAGCAGCACUAGAUGGUAUUCCCUGGAAGGAGCUCAUCUAUCUCAGCGAUGAACAACUGGAACAACGUGGUGUUACUGCCAUGGGUGCUCGUGGUAAAUUGCUGAAGGCAUUUGAUGUUGUUAAACAACACUACGAAGAUGGUCUCAUUGAA